Pterocles gutturalis (yellow-throated sandgrouse) is the source of this 1071-nucleotide messenger RNA. RefSeq names its product C-C chemokine receptor type 2-like. The coding region runs from base 1 to 1071 and encodes 356 amino acids. Gene Ontology annotation, biological process: positive regulation of monocyte chemotaxis; immune response; chemotaxis. Gene Ontology annotation, molecular function: C-C chemokine receptor activity. Lineage: Eukaryota; Metazoa; Chordata; Aves; Pterocliformes; Pteroclidae. The transcript has a single exon. The record is from RefSeq and is a predicted model, not a curated record. Gene Ontology annotation, cellular component: cytoplasm; membrane.
AUGGAGAACUAUACCAUAGACUCAGGCGAGUGGCCACUGACAACAGAAUUUGACUACGGUGAUUCAGCACCAUGCAUGGGAACUGAAGAAAAGUAUUUUGCAGCAAAACUUUUGCCACCACUUUAUUCUCUGGUGGUGAUACUUGGCCUCAUAGGCAACAUGCUUGUUGUCCUCAUCCUGGUAAAAUACAAGAGAUUGAAGAGUAUGACUGACAUCUACCUGCUCAAUUUGGCAGUAUCUGAUUUGCUGUUUGUAUUUUCUCUCCCUUUUUGGGCUUAUUACGCUGUUCAUGACUGGAUUUUUGGGGAGGCGCUGUGUAGAAUUCUCUCAGGUGUCUACCUCCUGGGCUUCUACAGUGGCAUCUUCUUCAUAAUCCUGCUGACCCUAGACAGGUAUCUGGCCAUAGUGCACGCAGUGUUUGCUUUAAAAGCCAGGACAGUCACCUACGGCAUCCUCACCAGUGUUGUCACUUGGGCUGUUGCUAUUUUUGCUUCUGUUCCUGGGAUAGUAUUUCACAAAACUCAAAAGGAAAAUUCACGUUACACUUGCAGUGCUCAUUAUCCAAGUGAAGCCACAAUCAGUUGGAAGUACUCCUAUACUUUAAAGAUGAAUAUUCUGGGACUUAUUGUUCCAAUGCUCAUUAUGAUUUUCAGUUACUCACAAAUACUAAAAACAUUAUUGAGAUGCAAGAAUGAGAAAAAACAGAAGGCAGUCAGACUUAUUUUCAUGAUCAUGAUUUUUUACUUCAUCUUCUGGACACCGUUCCAUAUUUCUUCUUUUUUGCAUACAUUUCAAAGUUCACUUUUCAACCCAAAUUGUGAAAUCAAAGGCCAACUGGAGAAAGCAAUCCAAGUGACAGAAACAAUAUCAAUGAUCCAUUGUUGUAUCAAUCCUGUGAUCUAUGCAUUUGUUGGAGAAAAAUUUAGAAAAUAUCUUUAUGCCUUUUUCCGAAAGCAUGUUGCAGCCCACCUCUGCAAAAAAUGUCCAAAUCUUUAUCGUGAAAAAAUAGAAAGAGUUAGUUCCACAUUCACACCAUCUACUGCAGAGCAUGAUAUCUCUACUGGACUGUAA